This is a messenger RNA of Pelagomonas calceolata, 1559 nucleotides long. Lineage: Eukaryota; Pelagophyceae; Pelagomonadales; Pelagomonadaceae. The record is from the annotation of a GenBank genome assembly.
CCAGCUUUUUGGGCCACACCCGCGUUACAGCUCGAAAUCCCACGCGUCAGACGCGUCACGAUCUAUUUUUAAGUGCAGCUGUCGUAAGAGAACGCGUACGGCACAAAAACGCGGCCGCCAGGGGCACCAGCAGCACCCACCCUACAAUGGCCUCGCAGCAGCAGCCGCCACAGCCGCCAGCCACCUACACAAACCUCCAGGCCGCCGCGGAGGACGGCGCCGUAGAAACACGGAACCCCCUAGCGCCGCCGCCGCCGACUGGCGCCGACGAGCCGAGACCGACGGGCGCCGCCGAGCCGCUGCAGCCACCAAUCGAACCGGAGGAACCGGACGGUUCAAAAUUUCGCGCGGUAGUAGCUAUAGUAAGGUGCAUGGUCGGCCCCGCGGCUUUGUACAUCCCCAAGGGCUUCGCCGACGCCGGUCUUGGAGGAGGCCUCGUUUGUGUGACAAUAGCCAUGGCGUUGUUUGCCUUCGGCAUGGCGCGAUUGAUAGCCUCGUGGCGCCACGCGCGCGCCAGCGGCGUAACCACACCAGGCUUGGACGGCGUCGCCUACGCCUUAGCGGGCAAGUGGGCGGGGCACCUGGCCACGUUCUGCGUCACGGCGAUGCAGUGCGGCGUCGGGGUUACGUACUACAUAUUUGUCGCGGAGAAUAUUGAUAUGUUGGCGCCGUCUCGUUAUAAUCUUACGAUGGGGGCGGUCAUCUUGGCCAUGGCCGUCGUCGAGGCGCCUCUAUCACUAUUUAAAAGAUUACAGCGGCUCCACGGCUUGAACGCGGCGGGCAAUUUGUUGGUGGCUCUUGCAUUAUUGACGAUUUUUGCCGUGGCGCUGGAGCGAUUAGACAGAGAAGGCCCGGCGCCCUCGAACUACGGCGUCGGCCCGCCGGGCAAGGUCUUAACUUUCGCGGGCACGGCGGUCUUCGCCUUUGAGGGGACCGCUUCCAUAGUAGUUCCCGUCUGCGACGCGACGGCGCGCGCGCACCGGGGGUCGUUGGAGUAUGUGGUUGUCGGCGCGACGGCGGCGGUGGCGCUGGCCUACGCCUUGUUUGGCAUCGCUUGUUCUUUAGCUUUCGGGCGCCGCGUCGACGUCAUCGUGGCCGAGUCGCUGCCGCAGACGUGGUGGCCCGGCGGGCUGGUGCGCCUGGCUUACGUCCUUGUGGUCUUGGUGACGUUUCCUCUCCAGCUCUUUCCGGUCUCCGACCUCGUGUCGCGCGGGCGCCAAGGGUGGUGGAGUGCGCUGCCGCGGCUGGCGCUCGUCGGCGUGCUGGCUCUGUUGGCGUUUGCGUUCCGGCACCGCCUCGACCACGUCGUGUCGCUGCUGGGGGCCCUGGCCUGCGCGCCGCUUGCGCUGGUCGUGGGGCCGUGGGCGCAUUUGAGCGUCGCGGCGACGCCGCGGGCGCGCCUGCUCGACCGGGCGUGCAUCUGCGUCGGGUGGGUGAUCUGCGUCGCGGCGACGGCGAACGCGCUGGUGACGUGGCGGGACGCGGCGUCGUGACGUCACUGACGAUCCUUGUUGUUUUUUAUUUGUGGAUAUUAGUGUAUAGUACUACUAGUAGUAUUC